AUGACCACUAUCAAUCAUGACCAUCCUCUCAUUUAUUAUCACGGGAGGUGGGAUUCCUCUCCUGGGACUUGGUGGGCUGGCUCUGGCUUUAAAAUCAACGCUCUCAACCUACAUUCCUUGAUCGUCAUCCUCGGCGAGCACACUACGGCCCCAUGUGCUCCUAUCGCUGUUUCAGUGGAUAAUUCGGAAUUUUUCACGAUGAACGCAUCAGCAGGUGCACAUUAUAUUCCACUCCCCGAGUCGACGAAGGCCACACCCUCUGUCGUUCGGAUUAAUGUCGAGGGAUGGCAGAAUAAUCGCAUCCAUCUCGACAGCAUUAUGUACAAUUCGUCGAAGGAUGCUAUCCUUUUGCCUUAUCGACCCUCGAAAUUGGCCUUCCAGUUCAUCGGAGACUCGCUGUCUGCGGGACAGUUUCUUCCCCUCGGGGUCAACCAAGCUUGGCCAUUCAUUGUGGGCGAGAGAUACAAGGCUGAGCACAGGAUCAACGCACAACCAGGAGCCACUCUAACGGAUAUAGUCUCAUACGGGAACGUCCAUGGGGUUUCGUAUCAAUAUUUCCGAACAGAGGAUACUGGAUUCUACUACACCUCUGAUCACAACUUCACGACUCCUUGGAAUUUUUCGCGGGACCGCCCAAGCGCUACACAUAUUGUAAUCCACAUUGGAGCAAACGACGCUUCUCAAGGCAUAACAGGAGACCAAUUCGUACAGGUCUAUUCUGAUUUCCUCGAGCGCCUCCGAAAAGUAUACCCCAAGCAGCCAAUCUUCAUAUUCACGCCAUGGGGAUGGCCCAACGAAGAUGCUCCAACCUAUUACUACUACCCAGGCCAGUAUGAGAAGAUUGUCAACACGAGAAAGGCGAAAGGCGAUAAAAAUAUCUUCCUCGUCGAUACGAUAGGAUGGGUCGGGAUGUCUGACGUCUACUCUGACAACAAGCACCCGAAUGUGGAGGGCCACCAGAACAUUGCAAACCAUUUUACUGCCUGGCUCGAGAAUUGGGGAUUGUCUCCGUGA
Molecule: messenger RNA, 1014 nt
Organism: Cyclocybe aegerita
Lineage: Eukaryota; Fungi; Basidiomycota; Agaricomycetes; Agaricales; Hemipholiotaceae
Source: the annotation of a GenBank genome assembly